GCGCGAACAUUUAUUUAAGCUCCAAGACGAGCUGUCUUCGGGUGAGCAGCAGCAUUUUGCGAUCAUCAUGGCUGUCGGUACGCUAUUGCUUGCUGUGUUAAUAGCAGCAGUCGGAUAUCUCUUCAUGCGACUGCGUCGUAAUAUGCAGUAUUGGCAGAAUAAGGGCAUUUCCUGCGAAGAGCCCCACAUUCUAAUGGGCAGCAUGAAGGGCGUACAGACUGAGCGAUCUUUUCUCGAAAUUUAUAUGAAAUAUUACAACAAGUUCAGGGGAACGGGACCUUUUGCCGGAUUCUAUUGGUUCCAGCGUCCAGCAGUAUUUAUCUUGGAGCCUUUCCUGGUCAAACACAUUCUGAUAAAGGACUUCAAUAAAUUCUCGGAUCGAGGACUCUUUCACAAUCCCGACGAUGACCCGCUUUCUGGCCAACUUUUCCUAUUAGAUGGCCCCAAGUGGAAAGCAAUGCGGAAUAAACUUUCAUCCACUUUCACGUCUGGCAAAAUGAAGCACAUGUUUCAUACGGUGGUGAAAAUAAGCCACGAGUUCGUCGAGGUCUUUGGGGACAUGGCAGACAAGUCUCCGGAAGUUGAGGUCAGGGAGUUAAUGGCUCGAUUCACUACGGAUGUCAUCGGCAGUGUUGCCUUUGGCAUUGAGUGCUGCAGUCUGAAGGAUCCUGAGGCUGAGUUCCGAGUCAUGGGUCGUAAGGCUCUAGCGGAUCAGCGUCACGGUUCCGUGGGAAACACAAUAAUGAAUAGUUUUCCAAAAUUUGCACGACGCAUCCACAUGAAAAUGACACCAGAACACAUCGAGAAGUUCUUCAUGCGGAUUGUAAGAGAAACGGUUGACUUCAGAGAGAAAAACAAUGUUCGUCGCAAUGACUUCAUGGACCAGCUGAUUGACCUGAAAAACAAUCGACUGAUAAAAUCUCAGUCUGGAGAAGACACGAGCCUGACAAUUGAAGAAGUCACGGCUCAGGCUUUCGUCUUCUUCGCUGCUGGAUUUGAAACGUCUUCCACGACCAUGGGCUUUGCUCUUUAUGAACUGGCUCAGAACGUGGAUAUUCAGAACCGAUUGAGGGAGGAGUGUAAAGAGGUUCUUGCCCAGCACAAUGGAGAACUUACCUAUGAAUGUAUUAGAGACAUGCAGUAUUUGAACCAGGUCAUAUCGGAAACCCUGCGACUUUACACAGUUCUCCCCGUUCUGAAUCGAGAAUGUCUUGAGGAUUUCGUCGUACCAGGCUAUCCGAAUUAUGUAAUCAAGAAGGGCAUGCCUGUCAUCAUACCUUCUGCGGCUAUGCAUCGUGAUGAGAAGCUAUAUCCCGAACCAAAUCGCUUCAAUCCAGAUAACUUUGAGCCGGAGAGAGUCAAGAAUCGUGACUCUGUAGAGUGGAUUCCGUUUGGAGAUGGCCCACGCAAUUGCAUUGGCAUGCGAUUUGGUGAAAUGCAGGCUCGCAUUGGUCUGGCGAUGCUUAUUGAGAAGUUCAAGUUUUCAGUCUGCGAUAGGACAACGAUCCCCAUUAAAUAUAGCAAGCAGAGCUUCUUGAUAGCCAGCGACUCUGGCAUUUAUCUAAAAGUGGAGCGAUUUGCGACGGGCACGACCAUGGCUAUCGGCGUCUUUCUACUCACGGCAGUAGUUGCCCUAGCGGGCUACCUCUUUGUGCUAAUGCGUCGCAAUCUGCAGCAUUGGCAAAAUGCGGGCAUUCCCUGCGAGGAGCCCAGCAUUCUAAUGGGCAGCUUGAAGGGCGUGCAAACUCAGCGAUCUUUCCUAGAGAUUUGGCAGGCUUAUUACACUAAGUUCAGGGGAACGGGACCUUUUGCCGGAUUCUAUUGGUUCCAGCGUCCAGCUGCAUUUAUCUUGGAGCCUUUCCUGGUCAAACACAUUCUGAUAAAGGACUUCAAUAAAUUCACCGAUCGAGGCUUCUUCAAUAACCCCGAGGAUGACCCGCUUUCAGGCCAACUUUUCCUUUUAGAUGGCUACAAGUGGAGAGCAAUGCGGAAUAAACUUUCAUCCACUUUCACGUCUGGCAAAAUGAAGCACAUGUUUCCCACGGUGGUGAAAAUAAGCCACGAGUUCGUCGAGGUCUUUGGAGAUAUGGCAAACAAGUCUCCGGAAGUUGAGGUCAGGGAGUUAAUGGCUCGAUUCACUACGGAUGUCAUCGGCAGUGUCGCCUUUGGCAUUGAGUGCAGCAGUCUGAAGGAUCCCGAGGCUGAGUUCCGAGUUAUGGGUCGUAGUGCUCUCAUCGAUCAGCGUCAUGGCUCCCUGGGAAUCGCAUUGCUCAAUAGUUUUCCGAAAUUUGCACGACGCAUCCACAUGAAAAUGACACCAGAACACAUCGAGAAGUUCUUCAUGCGGAUUGUAAGAGAAACGGUUGACUUCAGAGAGAAAAACAAUGUUCGUCGCAAUGACUUCAUGGACCAGCUGAUUGACCUGAAAAACAAUCGACUGAUAAAAUCUCAGUCUGGAGAAGACACGAGCCUGACAAUUGAAGAAAUCGCUGCUCAGGCUUUCGUCUUCUUCGCUGCUGGAUUUGAAACGUCUUCGACUACUAUGGGCUUUGCCCUUUAUGAACUGGCUCAAAACGUGGAUAUUCAGGACCGAUUGAGGAAGGAGUGCAAAGAGGUUCUUGCCCAGCACAAUGGAGAACUUACCUAUGAAUGUAUUAGAGACAUGCAGUAUUUGAACCAGGUCAUAUCGGAAACCCUGCGACUUUACACAGUUCUCCCCGUUCUGAAUCGAGAAUGUCUUGAGGAUUUCGUCGUACCAGGCUAUCCAAAUUAUGUAAUCAAGAAGGGCAUGCCUGUCAUCAUACCUUCUGCGGCUAUGCAUCGUGAUGAGAAGCUAUAUCCCGAACCAAAUCGCUUCAAUCCAGAUAACUUUGAGCCGGAGAGAGUCAAGAAUCGUGACUCUGUAGAGUGGAUUCCGUUUGGAGAUGGCCCACGCAAUUGCAUUGGCAUGCGAUUUGGUGAAAUGCAGGCUCGCAUUGGUCUGGCGAUGCUUAUUGAGAAGUUCAAGUUUUCAGUCUGCGAUAAGACAACGAUACCCAUUAAAUACAAUAAGAAGAGCUUCUUGAUAGCCAGUGACUCUGGCAUUUAUCUUAGGGUGGACCGAGUUUGA
Messenger RNA from Drosophila hydei, 3109 nucleotides. RefSeq lists its product as uncharacterized. The transcript has 4 exons. Lineage: Eukaryota; Metazoa; Arthropoda; Insecta; Diptera; Drosophilidae. The record is from RefSeq and is a predicted model, not a curated record. Gene Ontology annotation, molecular function: monooxygenase activity; heme binding; oxidoreductase activity, acting on paired donors, with incorporation or reduction of molecular oxygen. Bases 68 to 3109 code for a protein of 1013 amino acids.